Temnothorax curvispinosus is the source of this 5816-nucleotide messenger RNA. RefSeq names its product zinc transporter ZIP11 (gene Zip48C). Gene Ontology annotation, molecular function: zinc ion transmembrane transporter activity. Gene Ontology annotation, cellular component: membrane. Gene Ontology annotation, biological process: zinc ion transmembrane transport. Lineage: Eukaryota; Metazoa; Arthropoda; Insecta; Hymenoptera; Formicidae. The record is from RefSeq and is a predicted model, not a curated record. The coding region runs from base 743 to 1816 and encodes 357 amino acids. The transcript is spliced from 6 exons.
UGAUUGAAACUCAACUUGAAUUCGGACAAUUCGGUAUUGGCUUCGAAUUAAAUAUUCCAAUUAAUUAAAUCCAACUCAUAAAUUAAUUACUUUCUAAAUUGUUACUGAAUUAUUUGUCUAUUAAUCGCGCAAUCAUUUUUAUCUUUUAAUUCCAUCGAGACGCGAGACGUGCCUUUUGAUCAGACAGCCGAAUUUCAGAUCAACAAUGCAGAAACGACGCAUUCGGUUCGAGACCGGCUAAAACCGGCGAGACAUGCGUGUGUGCGUGCCACGUAAUGUCCACGUAACACCGCGGCCUACGCGCCUGCGAUAUUCGGAAGUCGCGAUUGACGUACCUACCGCGGUGGUGGCGGGACGACGGACGGCGGAUGGCGGCGGCGGCAACACGCGUACGGCCGUGACGUUGGUGCUGGUGCUGGUGGUAGUAGGAACGGGUGGCGGCGAGGACUGAGGAGGCUGGAGGACGUGCCGACGCGGUAGUGGUUCGACGCUCGUGCGUCGGUGGUUGCGCGCGCGGUGGUUGAGAUAAGCAGCGCGGGGGACUGAGUGCACGGCAAGACCGGAGUACCGCAACCGGAGAUCUCGCGCCGCGCCGUUCGGCUGCCGCGUACGCGCUCUCUCGCUCGCUCGCUCCGCCGCGUCUCACAUAUACCGCAUCCGUCGGGUCGGCAGUUCGUCGCGGGACACGGUCGACCGAUCGUUAACAGUCUCUCUCGCCCGAUGUGACCGGAGGGUACUCGCGAUGCUCAAGGAUCACUCACCGAUUACCCAGGCGCUCCUCGGGACCCUGUUCACGUGGGCUCUCACCGCGGCCGGCGCCGCGCUCGUCAUCGUCAUUCGGGGGAAACAACGUAAGCUCCUCGAUGUCAGCCUGGGGUUCGCCGCCGGCGUGAUGGUGGCCGCGAGUUACUGGUCGUUGCUGGCACCGGCGAUCGAAAUGGCAACCGAGAGCAAGAUUUACGGAGCGGAGGGCGAGUACGCGUUCGUGCCGGUCGCAGUUGGGUUUCUCGUCGGCGCGGCGUUCGUAUACGGGACGGACGUGUUGAUAUCCACCCUCGGCAUUCAGUCCCCCAAUGUGCUUUUAGCUAUGCAAUCAGUCGGUACGAAACAAAGACGCAAGAUCAUUGCGAAACUAAAGAGUGACGAGGACUUAGACUAUGAUGAUUAUGAUCCGUUGUUUAACGACGUACAGAUAUCCGGCGAGAAAAUGUACGCUCGCGUCGAAUCGACCGCUAUCGAUGGCUUCUACGAACAGAAUAGUAGACGCCGACAAAUCACGAAUAUAAACAGAUCAUCGGAGUCAGCGGAAAUCGGAACGGUUUACGAGGAUCCUAAUAAUGAAGCGAAGAAUAACCAGUGGCGGAGGAUAUUGCUGCUAGUUGUCGCAAUUACGGUGCACAAUAUUCCUGAGGGUCUUGCGGUUGGUGUGGGCUUCGGAGCAAUAGGUAGUAGUGCAUCAGCAACUUUUGAAAAUGCAAGAAAUCUCGCGAUCGGGAUCGGGAUACAAAACUUCCCAGAAGGAUUGGCAGUGUCCUUGCCCCUUCAAGCCGCCGGGAUUAGCACGCUGAAGAGCUUUUGGUACGGCCAGCUCUCGGGGAUGGUGGAACCCAUUGCCGGUGUCCUUGGCGCAGCCGGAGUGACGCUCGCCGCACCUGCGCUACCUUAUGCACUUGCCUUCGCGGCCGGUGCGAUGAUCUACGUUGUGAUCGACGACAUUAUCCCGGAAGCGCAUCAAAGCGGAAAUGGCAAACUCGCCAGCUGGGCCGCUAUCGUCGGUUUCCUAGUGAUGAUGUCCCUAGACGUUGGCCUAGGUUAAGGACAUCGUCCCCAAAGUAGUUACGGGCGCGUCCACGCUUUUGCGAACGUGUAAAGAUCAUCUGGUAAUGGUAACGAGUGUUCGCAGUCGCGAUGAGACCGUCCCCUCAAUUCGCGGCAUUCACCGGACAAUAGCACGUCUUCUCGCGAAGAAGUCAAAAACCGAAUGCCUAGCGAUAACGAAUGUUUUCCAGUCCCGACGUGUGUUUUUUAUCCGCCGUUUCGUAUACGGCACUUUUAUCCUUAAAGACUCAGGAGAAUCCAACAGUAGUGAAAUAAGGAGUGUUUCCAAUCAGGUUUCAAACUAUAACCCUCGUGAUUCCUGGUAGUCAUCGAGGGGAACAGAGAGAUAUAUAAGAUACAUAAAAUAUUAAUCAUCAUGUGAAACUACGUUUUUAAGACUCGUCUGUAAUUCGAUGUCCGAUUAAUGCUAUAACGAAGGCUAAGUUGUGUAAUCGCUCAACAAUUUUCUAAACCGGUAGAUAUUUUUCUAGAACGCAUUUCACUUCUAGAAUGCAUUUCACUUCGUAAAUGUCUUCCCUCGUAUCUAGUCCUCGUCGAUGCAAUUCCAGAAGUCGAAGACACACGAUAGCCUGGUUGACUGAACUUAAAAUCGAACAUCGAAAUCGAUGUCUGUCAGGAUUCACCGAGAUAAUUGCAAGAUCGAUACAAUCGCGAAAAUUCGGUAGGUAAAGCAAUUAAAACAAUGUGCAGCGUCGAGAACUGUAAAAAAAAAUCAGCAUUUUAAGCUAUCUAUUUCAUUGAAAGUACAGUAUCGAGAAAUGUCGAUAUUUCACAAAGAGGGAAUGGAUAUUAAUUUUUUAUCAAAUACGUAGACAGAUUUAUAUAGAUAUUAUGACAUAUAUCGUUUCAGACACAAUAGAGUUCCAGGAAACUUCAAGCUAUUUAUUCCUGUAUAUAUCGCUUGCGCAAUUUCUUAUAUCGACUUGACUCGUUUUGACUAUAGACGAAUUAAUUAAACGUUCUAAGUAUCCAGAAAAAAAAUUCAAUACGAAAUAUUUUUUAAGAGGGAAUUAUAUUUUUCCAUUGAUUCCAUUAUUAUUUUCUCUUUAUACUGAAUCCCUCUUGAUGGUUUGGGAAACAUCAAAUUGUAAUUAUAUUUAUACCAACAUCAAUAUUGACUGAUCUUUUUGUCAUUAUUUGUAUUUUACAUCAAAUUUUAUUUUACAUUUUUUUUAUUUAUGUAUAUUUAUCCAUUUAGAAUAUUAAAGUAGUAUAGAUAUAGAACAAAGAUUGUUCAUAAUAAAAUCACUUUAAUUUUACCAAGUUUUUAUGUAAAAUCCAGUAUUUCCCUAAAAGAUUACCGAUUGUUUUAUUAAUUUGCUUCAAAGUAUUUGUAUUAUUACUUAAUUAUCGUGAAUAUUGUUAGUAUUUGUGAGAUUUAAAUCUGCGGUUUGAUCACGGAAUUAGUUCGUGAUUCGCAAAUCAUCAUUGGCAUGUUUCCGACUUAUAUACUGCCGCCUUAUUCAUUCUUCAUUAAUGAGAGGCCCACCGUCGCAUUAUGCAAAUUCGUUUGCGCCUUUCUGAAACGGAGCUCUCUCGAAAGAGUGCGAAUUUCGCAACUUGCAUGUAUCUCUCGUGCUCGCACGCAAUCACCGACUACGCUCUCGUGUCUGGUAGGUAAACCUAUACGCAUAUUUAUUGCGUUACAAUGUGCCCUUUCUAAUCACACACCGCGCGCACGGUGCAAUUUCGUUCUUGUAGCGACGUGCCGUUUAUCCCGGAGCACGUAACGAGGUUGCCACUAUACCCGUUGGCGCAAAAAUAGAUCACCUCGCGGAAUCCGACACACGCCUCUCUCGUCUACGGUAUUUCCUUUAAAGAAACGUCUAAGUUAAAUCAUCAGAUCAUUAAGCCAUUGUAAAAAUUUAUAGUGCUAUUUAAAGAAGUCAAAAUAAAUUUUAAUGAAAUAAUAAUAUAUAAAUGAAAUAAACAAUAUCUACAUAAUUUUACUUACUUACAAUUAGAGACCAAAUGAGGAUUCCUUGGUUGAUUGGCCAAUUGACCAAAGCAUGGCAUAUAUCGGAUAUAGUGGCGUGUGUUCUCAAGCCUUCAAAAAUUAGUCAUUUGGGUUUUUUUUAAGAUUUUAAUUUCUACUUCUAUAAAUAUAAGUGCAAAUUAAUAUAUGCAAUUAAGAUGAUACAGAAAAGUAACCGUUAUCUGUAAUUAAAUAACACAUUUUUACAAAUAUUCCUUUUUAUAUCUGCAAUAACAUAAUUCUAUAUAACAUUUUAAUGCAGUGCUAUAAUGAAGUAUUAGGAAUAUACAUACAAUAAGUAUUUAGUCUUUUCAUAGUUUUUAUAUCCUGUAGAUAUGUGUAUAAAAAAGGUAGAUAUAUAAAAUUUAUUCUUUUAUCUUCAGACAUUGGUUUGCCUAAUUCCAAAAUGCAGCUUCUUUAUACGAGUAAUAUUUAGUUUCAGCAUGCAUGAUACGAAUGUAAUAUUCUGUUUUCAUUAUUAAGAUCGCUGCGAGUCGGCAUCUCAGAUCGAUAUUCCUCGAUAGGCCGGAUAGGCGUAUUCGCAGUAAUUGAAAGGAACAGAUCAAUCAUUGGUUAAUCCGAUUCUCGACGCUGUACGCUUUAUAUAAGAUAUAGAGAUUAUAUUUUGAUACACACAGUCGAUAAACCAUCUAAAGUAUUAACAAUAUACGUGUACCCACGUAUGUACGAAAUACCGUGAUGUAUAGAGAAGACAAGGUGGAACCUUGUCGUGGAUGACACUCGAGCUUAAAGCAACAACGAGCUCAGCGAUGCGAUUAGAAGUUGGUCCAAAAUCCUGAAAGGCAAUACAAUUUAAUGUUAAUCAGUAUCAUUAUAUCGACACGUUGAUAUAAUUAAUUUCACGUUUGGAUUAGGGACCAACUUUUUAAUAGGUUUUUCACUACGCUAUCGCUAUAUUGUGCGCAACAUUACAUCUUGUCCUCUUACUUUUCACAUCUAGACCUAUAUUCCUCUAUAUAUUAAUUCCAUUAAAUAGACCGUCUGAUUUCGCGGAUGUCGAGAAGCAUCUCUCGCGCGAUGAUUUUACCUAACGCGACGAAUCGACGAAAACCGUCCGUUUUUUUUUUUAAGCAUUUGUUGGAACAGAUCGUUGCUUUUAUGAAACUGAUGCUUUACAAGACCAAAAUUGUCAAUUCCAAGAGUCAAUUGGACUUUCUUCUUGCGAAGAAGAAUUUUUCUUGUCGCGUGAACGACCGCUGAUAGAUCUUCUCGACGAUCCUUGAUACGGACGAUCGACAGACAAUUUACAGUUCAAAGGAAACCACCGACGCUCGGUUUAUAUUAAACUAGUGCGACCUAGCACUGCCGUUAGAAGCUUCGAUGAUAGAAGCGAAGGACGUCUCGAUCAAUGUCGACGGCACAGCAUCACGUCGACGAUUACGAUGACGUGCGCGAGCGGUGCUUUAGCGAAUGUAUCUUCUGUAAUUAAUAAUGUAAUUAAUUACGCGAAUUGUGUAAUUAUACAAAUUAUCAUAUUAUAUCUAGGUAGGUAACACAGUCAAUUGUAAAACGCGGUGCGGUGCGGACAUUCAUGUAAAUUGUUAAUUUACGCCCGCCCGCUACUUCAUUGAUUUGGCGAUUAGUACUUUAUUGAUGAUAGCAUGUUUUCGUUAAUUAAGAUAUUUUAAUAGGAAAUAUACUAUCCAGAAGAAACGCGUUCGCACAUCGCGCAAUUGAUUCUUUUUUUCUGGUAACUUUUACAACCGGAAAGUAUUAAGAAUUUCCUUUCCGAUUAAAUUAGGUGCCUUCGUAACUUAAUUAGGAUUACUCGUUUAAGCAAGACACCAGGUAUUUGGUGAUUAAACGGAACGACUGAUUCAUUGUCCGCCCGUUCAUUAUCGCGUAUAAUUAAAUUGGUAUAAUUCGUCGCAAAACCUUACACACUGCAUAUUCAAGAAAUAUUCAUUUAUCACGAAUUUAAUGCUGCGGUGUAAUGGUUUUCAAAGAUGUGCAAUAAAAAAAAGAAGUGCAUUAAAGCGUA